AUGAAUGCUGUUAAAAAUGCUGGAGAAGUGUUACAAAGGACAUCUGAGUAUCUAGAAUCGGGAUUGGUCACCAAGCAACCGGCGUGGUAUAGAGUUCUAGCGUACCAUCCACCUGUUAAAAACCACACCAAAACCAUUAGACCUCUUGUGUUGAGAAAGAUUAAAGAGGAGGAAGUUAGUACCUUGAAAAAAAUCAUGAGCCAUAAUAAAGGAGAUCUAUUUUACAAGACACGAUUAAGGCCUAAGCAUAUGGCUGCUAACUUCCUUAAACCGCAGAAGUUACACUUUAUUGAGGAUGACUUGAGGGAUCUUUUCUACAAGCAGCAUCCUUGGGAAUUGGCGGAUCCAAAGAGCUUAAUCGAGAACGAGAAUUCUAUUGAUUUGGAGAAACUUGAUUGGUCCACUAUGAGACAGUACACCAAGAAGUUGGACGGAGAAUCCGUUGUUCAAAGGACGAUUUACUUGAUGAAAAAUGAGGAUCAGUUGCUAUUGAAUGCUUUUGAGCAGUCCAAGUAUGAGUAUUAUAGAUUAAAGAUCGAAGAUGAGACGGAAAUAAACGUUGCAGAGGAGCAAGGAGAGAUGUUUGGCGCAGUGUACGGAAAAUCCAUGGUUGAAUACGGUUUCGAUAAAGAGAUGGAAGUGCUAAGUAAAUGGAAGGAAGAUGCUGUUGAACAGACAAGAGUUAUGGAAGCCAAGAGAUCAAACUCCUCUUCUGGGGGUCUGGCCAGGCAGGAAAAUAAAGGGCUAGAGGAAGAUGAAGGAGAAGAAGACGCAACUGAAGAAACGUCCGGCUCUAAUGAAGGUGUCACAGAGGAGGAUCUCUUGAAAGAGUUGAGAAAGUGA
This is a messenger RNA of Brettanomyces nanus, 843 nucleotides long. RefSeq lists its product as uncharacterized. The transcript has a single exon. Gene Ontology annotation, molecular function: structural constituent of ribosome. The record is from RefSeq and is a predicted model, not a curated record. Gene Ontology annotation, cellular component: mitochondrial small ribosomal subunit. NCBI's taxonomy places the organism in Eukaryota, Fungi, Ascomycota, Pichiomycetes, Pichiales, Pichiaceae. Bases 1 to 843 code for a protein of 280 amino acids.